Molecule: messenger RNA, 594 nt
Organism: Metopolophium dirhodum (rose-grain aphid)
Lineage: Eukaryota; Metazoa; Arthropoda; Insecta; Hemiptera; Aphididae
Product: piggyBac transposable element-derived protein 4-like
Exons: 1
Coding region: 1-594 (197 amino acids)
Source: RefSeq, a predicted model, not a curated record
AUGGAAAGUAAUACUGGUGUCAUAGUAGCCAAGUGGAAUGAUAAAAGAGAUGUCUUGUUCCUUAGUACUAAGCAUGAGCCUAUGAUGGUAGAUGUUAGUACAAAAUAUGGUCUUAAAACUUCAAAACCAAUUGCUGUAGUCGAUUACAAUGAAGCUAAAUCAUAUAUAGAUGUGAGUGACCAAAAGGCAUCAUAUGCUAGUACUAUAAGAAAGGGAAUUAAAUGGUACAGAAAAGUUUGUAUAGAAUUGUUAACAAAUACUGCAAUUGUAAAUGCUCAUUUAUUAUUCCAAAAAGUAACUAAGAAUAAAAUAAAUAUAUCUGAAUUUAGAGAGAAAAUUGUGUUGUCACUUAUAGAAGAAAAAAUUCAGGACAAAAAUGAGCCCAUUGAUAAUUUACCACAUAAAUUACAGCAAAAUGAAAAAAGAGGAAGGUGUUCCAGAUGCUAUUUAAUGUUUUCUAAACAAUUUGGAAGGUCUUAUGCAGUAAAACAUGCUAAACAAGUACAACAAAAAUGUCCUGGGUGUGAAAAUAAAUUUUUUUGUAAUGAUUGUUUUUUUAGUUUACACAAAACCUCUCUUAAGUCAAAUCGUUAA